UUGUCUUAUCGUUUGAUUACUAGUCCCGAAACACGUCUAUUUUGUAUCGAUUUUGUGAGCGAUCAAUUUCGUACCGUCGAUAUUGUAAUAGAGCCAAGUUAUUGAAAUGUAGUGUUAUUGUUAUUUGAUCGAGCACAAGGUGUCAUUGGAAAAAAUCAGUCAUCCGUUUCAUUCUGUUGUGUGUAGGGCGCAACGCGAGUGUCGUCCCUUGUUCGUAGCUCCAAAGGACUGUUAACCUCUAUGUAACGUGUUAAGUGAUAAUAAGGGUGAAAAUUCUAGACCGUUCAGUGAGGUGGAAAACAUCGUGCAGUAUCCGUGGUUGGCACCCAUUUACUCACCGGAACAGCCAAUGUUAUUUUAAGGCGCUCCCGUGGCCCUUUAAGGGAAUCCAACAAUGGUGGACUACUACAGGGUUUUGGGCGUUACUAAGGUUGCCACAGAGACUGAAAUAAAGAAAGCGUACAGGAAACUAGCCUUGAAAUGGCAUCCCGACAAAAACAUAGACAAUGCGGACGAGGCAAAUCGAAAAUUCAAAGAGAUUUCCGAAGCCUAUGAAGUUUUAUCAGAUGAAAACAAGCGGAAAUUGUAUGACGCCCGCGGAUCCAGUCACCACAGUCACAGAUAUACGAGCAAGAACGGAGUCAAUGGCCAUCGGCACUAUAGCUUCAAAGGGUUUUUCGGAGAUACGCCUUUUCAUCGAUUUUUUGAAAGGAAGAGGCGAGUGUAUGACCAGUACGGCAAAGAGGGUUUGAACAACUCCCGCGGGCGGCGCUCGGCCGCGGACGACGACUACGACUUCGGCUAUUCGUCUUAUCCGUUCACAUUCCGAGACCCCGAGGAUGUCUUCAGAGAGUUCUUUGGUGGUUCUCCGUUCGGCGACCUGUUUGCUGAGAUAAACGGUCACGGGCACCGGCACGGGCACGGGCGGCGCGCGCACGGGCACGGCGGGCAGCACGCGAGCACGUCGCUGACGUCAUCGCUGUUCAGCCCGUUCGGGUUCGGCGUGGGGCUGGACGACAUCUUCGCGCGCGCCUCCAACGGCAACUCCUUCACCUCCUUCUCCACCUUCAACAGCUCGCUGGCGGGCCAGGCCGGCGGCAACAUGCGCAGCACCACCACCACCACGAGGGUCGUUAACGGGAAAAAGAUUACUACUAAAAAGGUAACAGAGAACGGUCGGGAGACGGUGAUGUCCUACGAAAACGGCAUUUUGAAAUCAAAGACUGUCAAUGGUGUACCUCAAUCUCUAACCUACAGUUAAACAUUAAUUAUAGUUCAUUGUAACCAAACUUGAUCCAAAUGACAACUCUAUACUCAAGAUGAUAAGCUAAUGUUCCAUCUUAUAUUUCUGUUUUACUUUUUUUGGACAAAUUGUAAAUUUGCUGUGGUAAAACCUAAAAUUUACUUAUACUAGUUGUGAUAGGUAGUUAAUUCUUGGGCAUAAUGCAUAACAAAUCAUAAUUUACAGAACAAUUGAAGGACUUGCUUGAACUACUUUUUCUAAAAAAGAAACCUGUACUUGUAUUACAAGGUAAACUUUGUUAUGCAAUAGGACCCAAUAUUACAUUUAUGAAUAUUGGUUAUUAAUUAUUAUACUAUGUGAAUUUACUUAAUAUUCUUUCG
This is a messenger RNA of Cydia amplana, 1623 nucleotides long. RefSeq names its product dnaJ homolog subfamily B member 6-A (gene mrj). Gene Ontology annotation, molecular function: Hsp70 protein binding. NCBI's taxonomy places the organism in Eukaryota, Metazoa, Arthropoda, Insecta, Lepidoptera, Tortricidae. The record is from RefSeq and is a predicted model, not a curated record. The coding region runs from base 395 to 1261 and encodes 288 amino acids. The transcript is spliced from 7 exons.